AUGUCCGACCAAGACGUUCAUCCAAGCAAAUACAACAAAUUGCGAAGUACCUAUAAGUACUAUAUCGAUUCAUAUAUUGCAUUGUAUCAGCUAAAAACGGACAACGAAGAAGAAUUAAACAAGAUUUACAAAAUGAUCAAAACAGAACUGAUUGAUUCAAAGAAAUUUCCACCUAAAAUAAUUAUGAACGAUAUUUUAAAUAUCAUUCCGUACAACAAUCGCUAUGCAAAGUCAUAUUUAUUCCUUGCCAAACUCAUUUAUGAUGAAUAUCAUGUGGAAGAAGUCAACAAUCUCAUGUAUCUUCCAAUCAUCCUGUUUUAUAAAGAAUAUGGAAUUAAAUUAGACAAAUCUGCCAAUUUUGAAGAAGAUUAUUCAGAAAACAUCGAUAUUCAUACAGAAGAUACAAUUUACAGAGCAAUUAUGAAUAAUGACUUAGAAAGAUUCAUCACAUUCACAGAAAUAGAUGGAUUUGAUAAAUAUCAAAAACUUAAAAGCAAAUUAUAUCCAUAUUCUAAGAAUGGAUAUUCAUUACUUGAAUUAUGUUGA
Messenger RNA from Trichomonas vaginalis G3, 546 nucleotides. Its product is annotated as spectrin binding. Lineage: Eukaryota; Parabasalia; Trichomonadida; Trichomonadidae. The transcript has a single exon. The record is from RefSeq and is a predicted model, not a curated record. Bases 1 to 546 code for a protein of 181 amino acids.